UGUGCCUCGACGAGGCAGCAGCACAAGACUACAUGUGGCGUUCAUGUUAUACAUUUCAGAGGACGACACCAAGCUUGAUUUGUUCUUGGCCUUCAGUUAACUGUGGAAGAUAACAGUGUGAUGGAAUCAGAAUAGCUCGAUCGUACGUCGGCUCAGACCACCUUAAAGCUGAAGGCUUUGUGUCAACAGCAGUUUGCGUGUGUACGCGAAAAAAAUCAAGGGAUAUCUGCAACAUUCAUUACUGGAACAUGCAGCGUAUUCGGAUCACCGGUGUGAAUGAGAAAAGACACAUCAUUUGCAUGCUGACCGGCUGCCUUUAUAAAACGCUCAACACCUCCUCCCUCCUCCACUCAUCAACAUCAGCAUAGUCUAAUAGCGAAAGGCACCUUUGACAAGCAAAUGGCGAUCGGCAUGACGGGUUUGGUGAAGAAGUUUUUAGCCUGCGGCGGCAGGAACUUCCGGAGCGGGCUACUGGAGGGCCACAUAUGGGUGUGCGUGGGCACGGAGGCGGCGGCGGCGCGGAGGCUGGAGGUGGAGGCGAACUACCUCAACCACCCGCUGUUGGAGGACCUGCUGCGGCUGUCGGUGCCAGAGUUCGGGUACUCGUACGAGGGGGCGCUGCGGAUCGCCUGCGACAUCGACUUCUUUCUGUACUUGCUCGAUCUGCUGAGGAGCAGCGACCCCGCCGUCCACUACAUGGAGCUCCGGGAUCUGAUGGCCGCCUUCUACGUCUCGGCUGGCGGUAGCAGACAACACCACCCAAGUUACCACCACCAGCAGCAGAUGCUGCUGCUGCUGCAGCAGCUCUGAUUCUAAUUUUCCUCAAGACAAAAGGGGAAAAAAUGAUUCUUUUCUUCUGUUUGACUUGAUUCAUUUCUUUUUUCUACCAAUAUAUAUAUAUAUAUAUAUAUAUAUAUAUAUAUAUAUAUAUCGCUCUUGAAGAAGAGUAAUUGACUACUUGCAUUUGCAUGUUUUAAAGCCCAUGAGUUGACAUUGGGCCCUUCAUGUUCGUUUGUACAAAGGAAGGGAUACUGAUUGAAUGAAACAGUUGGUGGCACUUCUUUUC
Messenger RNA from Musa acuminata AAA Group (dessert banana), 1066 nucleotides. Its product is annotated as auxin-responsive protein SAUR71-like. The transcript has a single exon. The record is from RefSeq and is a predicted model, not a curated record. The coding region runs from base 400 to 810 and encodes 136 amino acids. Lineage: Eukaryota; Viridiplantae; Streptophyta; Magnoliopsida; Zingiberales; Musaceae. Gene Ontology annotation, biological process: response to auxin.